CGCUGGAACAGCCUUGUCACGCGGUGUUAGUAAAAGUUGGGAUCGGAACUCCGGCGAGAGCGACAGAGAAACCGACAGGAGGAGAGAUAGAGAGCAAGAGGGGGACGGGACAAUUAAACGGACAAUUCAUCAGCUUUAUAGCGGACAUUAAACGCUGGCAGAGAAAGCGCUUCUUUGUUGUUUACACAUUCGUCUGACAGACAGAACUGUGAGGAAGAGACACAGGACUUUUCUCUGAAGUUGAAGCCACAAUCUCACCAGUCAACUGAGGAAGAGGAGCUAACGACCUGUAUUUGGGAUCUUUUUUUGUUGUUAGUCAAACCAGGGGGGGGGGGGAAUACUAUUUCGUGCAUGGCCAAAACGCGUAUGAGUUAAAAUAACUAAAGUUGAAGUUUGGCGUCGUGGCAGUCGGUAAAUGUUGUGACAUUUUAGGAGAGCAUACGUUGCUCCAGCGGUCGACGGUCGACCCCGAGCUGUCAAACCCGAUGACGACUGCGAACUGCCCCGGGAACGAGGAGCUGGACUUCCGACUGAUUUUCGGAGAGGACGGGCAGCAGCAGCCGUUAGGCCCCGCAGAUCUGGAGCCUGAUGACAACACGUCGUUUUACAUCCUAAAUGUGGGCCAGCCCCAGUCUAUGGUCACCAACCACCAGUCUAUUGGCCUGCCUCGUCAUGGCAUGCAGUCCCACUCCCAGAUCAUCAGCACUUCCCAACGCCUUCACUCACACAAACCAGGAUCUGAACCUCCGAGCUAUGAGGCCCAGAACUCCAAGUACGGCACCUCCCCUCUGCUGCCCUCUGCUCCUGUGGAGGCACCAAAGGCCUUUGAGUGCCCCAGUAUCCAGAUCACUUCCAUCUCCCCCAGCUGCCAGCAGGAGAUGGAUGCCAAUGAGGAGGAUCUGAGGGCCAAUGGUCCUGAUGGGGACUACCACGGUGAUAGGCCCCUGUCCAGAGACCACCUUUAUUUGCCCCUGGACCACUCAUACCGGGACUCUUCGCUCAGCCCUAGUCCAUGCAGCAGCCUCUCCUCUAGGAGCUGGUUCUCUGACGCCUCCUCCUGUGAAUCCUUCUCACACGUCUAUGACGAUGUUGACUCAGAGCUAAAUGAAGCAGCUGCCCGCUUCACCCUGGGUUCCCCUCUUACUUCCCCAGGCUGUGUCUCCCCUCAAACCAGUGGUGGGGUUUUGGAGGAACAGACCCACUGGCAGCACCACCACCCAGCCUUUGUGCACCACUCUCACUCCAUCAGCCUGUCACCUCGACAGUCCCCCUGUCACUCGCCACGCACGAGUGUCACUGACGAAAAUUGGCUUAGCCCGCGGCCACCUUCAAGGCCUUCCUCACGUCCCACCUCACCCUGCGGCAAGAGGCGCCACUCCAGCGCCGACAUCUGCUACCCCGGCUCAUUGUCUCCUCAUCACUCCCCCACACCCACACCAGGACCUUCACCUAGGGGCAGCGUGACAGAGGACACCUGGGUUGGCAGUCCUUCUGUAGGCAUGUCACCCUUCCAGUGUUGCCCAUCUGAGGCAGACAUCCCAUCGAAGACAAGGAAGACCUCACAAGACAGAACGUCUAUAAAAACUGGGAAAGGGGAGCUGGGGCUAGAUGACCAAGGAAAUAUGUCUCCUAAUCUAGACUCUCCUUCAGACGAGGGCUUGCACAGCCUGAAAAAAGAUGGGCCCGGGGAACAGUUCCUUUCAGUACCCUCUCACUUCUCAUGGAAUAAACCCAAACCUGGUCAUACCCCUAUAUUCAGGACCUCUUCACUGCCUCCACUAGAUUGGCCACUGCCAAGCCAGUUUGGCCAGUACGACCUGAAGAUAGAGGUCCAACCCAAAGCCCACCACCGAGCGCACUAUGAGACUGAGGGCAGCCGGGGAGCCGUCAAGGCAGCAUCCGGAGGCCACCCAAUCGUCAAGCUCAUUGGUUACAGUGAGAAGCCCAUCAACCUGCAGAUGUUCAUCGGAACAGCAGACGACCGUUACUUGAGGCCGCACGCCUUCUACCAGGUGCACCGGAUCACCGGGAAAACCGUAGCCACAGCCAGCCAAGAAAUUAUCGUCUCCAGCACCAAAGUUCUCGAAAUUCCUCUCCUGCCUGAAAACAACAUGUCAGCCGGUAUCGACUGUGCUGGCAUCCUUAAGCUGCGGAACUCAGACAUAGAGCUACGGAAGGGGGAGACGGAUAUAGGAAGAAAGAACACGCGGGUUCGCGUGGUGUUCAGGGUGCACAUCCCUCAAUCCAACGGGAAGGUGCUGUCGCUGCAAGCAGCCUCUAUUCCUGUGGAGUGCUCCCAGCGCUCGGCUCAAGAGCUGCCCCAGGUUGACAAAACCAGCCUGACCAGCUGUCUGGUCAGCGGGGGAGAAGAGAUGGUCAUCACCGGCUCCAACUUCUUCCCAGAGUCCAAGGUCAUCUUCCUGGAGAAAGGCCCUGAUGGACGACCACAAUGGGAAGUUGAGGCAAAAAUAUUACACGAGAAAACUCAAGGAUCGUGCAUCAUGGUGGAGGUCCCUCCCUACCACAGUAAGUCUGUGGGCUCAGCUGUGCAGGUGCAGUUUUAUGUCUGCAAUGGCAAGCGGAAAAGGAGCCAAUCCCAACGCUUCACUUACCUUUCAGUCAUGGUGAAACAGGAGCACAGAGAAGAGCUGGACCUAGGAGCAGUACCCCCUAUGUCCAUGCCCCUGGCACAUGCUGCCAGUCUGGUGCGCACCCAGCUGCCUUCUCCUGAGCAGUGCCACCCAUCGGAAAACCUUCUGUCCAGCUCCCCUCAUGGCCUGGCCACCGGCUCCGGACCUGGCCUGCUACCCCUGCAGACCCCCUGCUCCUCCCUGGGCUCCCCGUCUUUCCAGCACCUGCCUCACCUCCAGGGUCGCAGCUUGCACCACCCUCCUGCAGACUGCCACAUGACGUUCCACCCGAGCUCUGACCCUGAUCCUCUUCCUGCUCCUCCCCGGCCCUCCUACCAGUCUAUGCAGCACAGCCACAGUCAUAGUCAUAGCAUGCCCUUCAAUGGCCAGUCCAGCCUUCCUCCUCAAGGCUACGAGAGGAUGCCCUUUCAGCACAGCCCCAGUGCAGCGUCACACCCAAUAAGCAUGGGAAUGGUGUACCCUUCCUCCCCUUGCUCCUCACCAUCAGCUCCCUCCUCUUCAACCACCAACCAUAUUGGUGGGUCUCCCCAGAGCCAGCAACCCCUGCUUGCCCCCUCAUCCCCACACCUGCACACACUCGGAGGCUAUCACUGCUCCCCAAAUCCCACCCGGGUGCCCUCUCCUGGUGGCCACCCCCUUGUAGGACAGCACUCUUCCCAACUGCAUAGAGCUAUGGGCUACCACCCAGUAAGUCAAAGGUCUGCCUCGUGUCCCACACCGUCCAGCGCCCCUGCUCCAAGGAUGAUCCCCUCUCCCCACUCGGGGCCUUCCUCCCCUCAGCUCCACUCGCUGCCCUACCACUCUCCCACCUCAUCCUCCCCCACCUCUGGAAGCAGUCCUCUGGGUCUCAUGCAACAGCAGCAUUCAGGACAGCCCUCUCCUCAGGCUACAAGCCCGGUCAUGGCCAGCCUGUCCCCGGUGGCAGCAGGGCCUCUGGGUCACCCUCUAAGCCCUCAGGGGCCGUUCCCCUCGGACGAAGAGGGGCUGACCAUCAAGCAGGAGCCUGAAGAGAGGGAGCCCACCUUCCGCUCCAUCGGCCUGCAGGACAUCACGCUGGAUGAUGUGAAUGAAAUCAUCGGCAGAGACAUGUCUCAGUCCCCCAGCACUCAUGGUCCUCCAUCAGCACACAACCAGUCAUAGCCCAGCCCAUGCUCAGGCCCUGACGCAGCCUUUUGAGUCAUGAACCACCGAACCCAACCCCGGACCCCGGUCCUGGUCCUGAUCCUGAUCCUGAUCCUGAUCCUGAUCCUGAUCCUGGUCCUGGUGCUGGUCCUUUUUGUGAUAGGACAAGAGGGCAGGGAGAGGCCAGGAAGGCCGUGGGCGAAGACAGAAUAUGGUUGCAGAUUCUGUUAAAGCCUCAUGGACCUGCUCCACCACAGAUUGACAAGAAGACACUCUCAUUUGUCUCCUCUGAUUUCAUUUGAAACUAUUUCUAUUAUUGAGAGAUAUAGAUACAACCCACACAGAUUAAAGAGAAAGGUGUGCAGGAGAAGUUACAGCCAGGUUGAAAUGGUUGGAGAAUAAGAUGUGACCCGCCCCUCUUCAUCAGGUGUGUGCCUGCCCUGUCAAAGCACCGCUGUCUUCCUGACCAAUCGGCUCUCCACGACUGUGGAGCACUGGCUUUUUAAAUAACUCUCUCUGUAGUGGAGGCAAUGCAACAGUGUCUGUUGUCGUCCCUCUCUCACCAGCAUAGACCUUCAUGAACGAAGAUGUCUUGAGAGAUAUAAGAAUGAGAAAACAGCAUGAGUGCACAGUGCUCUCACAGCAAGCCAGAGCUGGGAUCCCAAACUGUUGUGAAGGUUGUUUCAGUCCUCUGCAGUGAAAGAGGCAACACCUUUUGAAUAAACUUCAGGACACUAAAACUCUACAAAACAUGCUGGGUUUCUCUGAGCGAGCGUCAGCAAAAGUGUGGUGUGGCAAAACGAAUUGGAACACUUUGAAGUUGGAGAUGAAAAAUGAAUUAUUAGUUGUAAAUUUGUAUUACCACAUUCAGAUCAAACAACAAUGAGGGAUCAGAAUUUCAAUUAUCAGUAAAAACAAAAACAACAACAUUUGAAUUUGAAUAUCUGGUUGAACUUUCCAAUCCCAGUUUUUUCUCUCCUGGCUCCUUCAUGACAACAUUGUCCACUCCUGGAUCCUUUCCCUUGUUAGAUGAUAAAAUCAUUCAGGUCUGGAGUGCAGGGACCCGGCAGGGAGGUCGUGCUCCUCAGACGCUGGUCUGGGAUCUGCAACCUGCAACAUUCCACAACUUUUAGUAACCUUGCAGCUGUGUAGAUAUCUGUACAUGAAUCAACUUCUCUCUCUCUCUCUCUUUUCCUUCUUCUGUCUAUUCUGUUUCAUCACUUACGUCCUCCCUCUCCGGUAUUUUUUUUCUCUUCAAGUUGAACAAAUGCCUUAUUUAACACUUAGCAGCUUUGAAUGGUAGCUAAAGCUUUUUGUUGUUGUUGUUUUGCACAGCUGGCUUGGUGUGUGAUGAUAAUAUUGUUCCAGAAAGAUGAUUUUAUGAAUCCUGAUGAGGGUUGGAUGGGUUUCGGUUUUGAGUUAGCCUUCUAAUUUGUAUUCAAAGAUAUUUGAAGAUGCCCGUUAUUUCCACGUUACAAAGAAGUGUUUUUAUUAACCCACAGACGUCAUGCAAUAACUCCCCAUAUCUCCCAGGGGCCCUUGUGUGCCUUUGAAUUCCUAACAGCCACCGUACCUGUGAAGGUAUGACAUUUAAUGGGAAAAUGAUCUGACUAAAGUUUUGAAAGAAUGUUAUACAUAAAGAUGUUUAUAUAUUGCAUAUAUGUAUUGUUCCCCCCUCUUUAAUGAACAAGGUAAAACAAAAAAUAUCCCAAAGUCGAGAGAAGAACAUCUGGAUGCACUUUCCCUGUUUGCAACAAUCAAUGUUUUCUUUCCACAAUCAAACACUUCUCCUUAAUGGUGUCUAUUCCCAAUGAUGUAUUCAGAUAUGCAAUAACACCGUCUCUUCAGGCAGGUUUCGUGGAUGUGAACAGACAGAUUUCCAUUGGCUUUUUAAUUUGUUUGCCUUAAGCUUGACAAUGACGCUCCUCCAUAUGAGAGCUGAGGAGUGUCGCUUAUGACAGUUUGAAGUCAGUUUCCAGGUGAAAAUGAUUCUGCUAUGCAUUACAAUUUCUGCCUAAUGCCUUUAAAAAUGAGGAGGAGAAAAAAAAAGACAAAAAAUAAACCUUGAUGCCUCUAGAAGUAGUGUAGAUGUUGUAGAUGCUUGAUUAAUUAUGUUAGCAUCCAGGAGUUGUCCACCAGCCAAUCUGCCUUGUUAAGGACGCAGUGCAGUGUGUGUAUGUAUGAGAGUGUGUGUGUGUGUGUCUGUGUGUGUGUGUGUGUGUGUGUGCGUGAGUGAGUGAGUGUAUGGUUGACGUUUGUACCAAAUAUGCUGUACAGAAGACAGGAAUUGAGUCCUAUUUUCAACAACAGAUGCAAACACACGUAUUGAGGCUAUGCAAACUAUAAGAGCAGCAAAUGUGAGAUGACAUUGAAAAUGAAAAAGAAGAUUACAAACUAUUUGUAAUGUUGCUUAUGAAGAGCAGAAAAAAAACAUUCAGAUGAGAGUAUCAUGUCACUAUGUAAAACUAUUAGAAUGCCUUAACUCUUGUUCGAAAACCAGUUUGUCAGUGUGUCUGCUCUGGGUGGAUUUAUUUUUUGUUCCAUGACUAAAGACAUAAGUCGGUAACUAUUGUUAUUAUUUUCGUUUGUAUUUUUUGGGGGUGGGGUCGGGAGGGACACAUAGUGGACAUCUUCUUUUUUUUGUGCAUAUAAAGCUGGUUCUGCAGCUUGGAAGACUUGAGUCAACAAAAAAACUAAAACAAAACCAGCAUUGACAGUAAACUCUGGCGGCCGUCUUCGUCUGUCACAACCAAAGACUGAACAAUAUGUUCCUAUUUUACAUUAUGGUAAAGCAAACAGAGACUGUACAACUCUAUUUUUGAUACUUUGAAAUGGAUGUCAUUCCGAAAAGGUUGGGGACAUAUAUGAGUGUUGAAAAUAUACGUGUGUAUAUAUGUAUAUAUGUGUAUAUAUAUACAUAUAUAUAUAUAUAUAUACAUACAUACAUACAUACGUAUAUAUACCUACAUAUAUAUAUUUGUUUUGUAAAAUAAAAGGGAAAUACAGGUUUAGCUGAUGUUUACCGAGCCUUGUAUGGUCAUUUCUUGUAUAUUUUGUAUGUUAACAUUUUUGUAAUUUUUAAGACUGCAGUGCUUUUUGAAAUUAUUCAAAGGGAAUACCUUGCAUCAUACUGUAGGCUCUAAAGUAGUGUAUAUCAAUAAAACAGAAAACUCA
Messenger RNA from Cyclopterus lumpus (lumpfish), 6947 nucleotides. It is a transcript of the gene nfatc3a, whose product is annotated as nuclear factor of activated T cells 3a. Gene Ontology annotation, cellular component: transcription regulator complex. Gene Ontology annotation, biological process: calcineurin-NFAT signaling cascade; cytokine production; regulation of transcription by RNA polymerase II. The record is from RefSeq and is a predicted model, not a curated record. The transcript is spliced from 10 exons. The coding region runs from base 486 to 3791 and encodes 1101 amino acids. Lineage: Eukaryota; Metazoa; Chordata; Actinopteri; Perciformes; Cyclopteridae. Gene Ontology annotation, molecular function: DNA-binding transcription factor activity, RNA polymerase II-specific; transcription factor binding; RNA polymerase II cis-regulatory region sequence-specific DNA binding.